AUCCACGUUUGCCUCCACCUCCACCUCCAGCUCCGUCGCAUCCCCGCUCUCUCUCUCUCUCCUUUCACCUAUCCGGUCGGGGGCGAUGUGGGACGCCCUUGGAGACUCCGGCGGGAGCCUACCAGCUAAUCGACGACGAGACGGCCUCCUGAAGGUAGCGUGAGAAUCUUAUGCUUCGCGUGCACGAACUGCAGGUACUUGGCAUUGGCAAACUUGGCCAACGGCGAGCCCGGGUUCUGCGCGAUGAAGCUCGAGGGGUUGACGAACUUGAGCUUCUUGAACUGGUUGAAGAAGGCUUGGGGAAUGCGCUCCUUGAUGAACGACGACUCAUUCGCGAGCGCGAAGUUGGGGAAGUUGAAGCCCUCGAAGAUCGAUCUGGCCACAAACGAUUCGAUGGCGAAGUGCCAAUGGCCGGGCUUCGCGAACCUCGCUCGCGGCUCGAUGAAUCGGAUGGCCUCGUCGAGGUUCCAGUUCGUCGCCUCCAUCUCGCGAGCCAUGGCUUUCGCAAAGUGCCUCACGGAUCGUAAGGUGUAGUGGAGGACUUGGGCGAAGUGGGUCGGGCUCAACGAUGCGAGCUUGAAGCCGUCGAACAGGGGCAAGACACCGCUCGCGUUGAGCUUCUUCUCCGACGACCGGUUCUCGGAGACGAGCUCGUCGAGCUUUUUUAAAACUUUUGCUUGUGGCUUCUUCAAGACUUUUCUUCUUCGGCGGUUUAAGAAGUGGCGCUGCAGCACACUUCUCUUUGGCUUCUUAUUAUUAUAUUAGGUGUUGACUCCAACAUGAUCUUAGCGAAAUGGAGCCACCUUCCCAGAGCAAUGACGAACGGAUGGAUGCCGGACGAUUCACAUGAAUUGGGUCGGCUGGCCCUCUUUCCUAUGGAAUUGGAACCGCCUUUCUCUGGCAAGUCUUCUUCAGAGAACGAAGGCAGGCUUGAAGAUAGGAGGAGCAAUGGCGGCGGAUUGUUGUUGGACAACUUCGAAUUAAUUUGGUCUGAGUUAUGCGACAUUACUUACCUAGAGGGCUCGCUGUAUUUCGAGAACGAAGACGGAGUUAACAAUAGUUGGAGCAAUGGCGACGGAUGGAUGCCGGACGAUCCACAUGAAUUGGGGCAGCUGGCCUUCUUUCCUAUGGAAUUGGAACCGCCUUUCUCUGGCAAGGAAAGUAAUGAGAUCAAUGGCGUUGAGGGCUCUUGCGAAGUUCGAUCUGUUGCAGGGAAAUGCCCUGUGCGACGUCCGAAUGCUGUUCAAUUACUUUCAGCAUCUUCGAAUAACUCUAACUGCCUUUAUGUUAACUUGCGGAUGGAAGAUCGUCAUCCCUCACCUUUGCUGUUAUGGUUGAGGGGUAGGGUAUUAAAACCCCUCCAUUUGCCUGUCGUGGGAACAAUUUUUGGAAAUCUUAAGCAUGACAAUGUCUUGAAGACGGAUCGAUUAUUCUGUGCUCAGCUAUCCUAUACUAAGAACACCGAUUUCUUGGUGAAAUCCAUGCCAGAAGCUGAUGAUCUGUUUUCGCUUUUGCAAAAGAAGAAUCCUGAAUUGAGCAGGCUAGAGGGAAGGGAGGGGUUUCUCCAUCCAUUCUUUUGGAGAUCAAAUGUUAAAUUGCGCUUUCUUCAGCGGAUGAAUGCUAGACUACUUUCCAAAGAUCCGGCAUCCAAUCUAGAUCUUCUGAACGAAUUGAAGAGCAAUCGGCCCCCGGUUUUUUAUGGGAAUUGGAUCGACAAAUUAGAUCCUAUAUUUAAGUCUUACAUACUCCAAACGAAAGAAAAGUACGACUUUAGUUCUCUCAUGGAGUUAGUACGCUUCAUUCGGAAUAAGAGCACCCACCUCGAUGAACUUCUCGAAAAAAUUAAGGAACUCGUCGGAGCGGGUGACGAGGGUUUCUACAAUUACUUUGCUGUACGAUUCCCGAGACUUCUCAUGAAGUUGUAUGGAGCGGCGUUCGAGUUCUCUAGAGAAGAGGAAUGGUUUGUGGUUUUUCAUAUGGAAAACUUUCCAGAGUACUUCGGAAAUGAUGCCGUUUGAUCUUCUUCAAUCCGGUCUCCUGCAUUCCAUAUGUUGUAUUGUCGCGUCUAUUCUUUUGAGUGUAUAGUGUAAAUGUAUGACGUAUAGCUGCUAUAGCACGUUGUUCUUGAUGUUGCAAAAAAAAAUUAUAUUUCAAUGUAUAAUUUAUAAUGUAUAGCCGAGGGAACUUAUUGCUUC
Molecule: messenger RNA, 2195 nt
Organism: Eucalyptus grandis
Lineage: Eukaryota; Viridiplantae; Streptophyta; Magnoliopsida; Myrtales; Myrtaceae
Exons: 6
Coding region: 780-2018 (412 amino acids)
Biological process (GO): intrinsic apoptotic signaling pathway in response to endoplasmic reticulum stress; mRNA processing; IRE1-mediated unfolded protein response
Cellular component (GO): IRE1-TRAF2-ASK1 complex
Molecular function (GO): protein serine/threonine kinase activity; RNA endonuclease activity
Source: RefSeq, a predicted model, not a curated record